GGGAAGAAAAAACACAUACUCGAAACACCAUCCCAUCAUAUUUUUUCCUCCAAAGUAAAAUAAAAUCAUCAUAUUUAUACAUAAAUGUCCUCCCAAAACCUGGUUUUCUUCAUGAACGUGCUACCCACAAAAAAAAGGAUUAUAAAUCUCUUUCUUCCUUCAGUUUGAAACUCACAAUCCCCAAAUUCUCAAAAUGGAAAACCCCACUUCAAGAUCAAUUUUAUUUCUUCUCUGUGUUCCAACACUUAUUCAAUUAGCGUAUGGUUUGGACAUUGUUCAACACUCUUGCAAAUUAGCUGCAAAAACAGACCCAUAUGUUGAUUACAAACUAUGUGUACAAACCCUGAAAGCCAGUCCCAAUUCCAAAGAUGCAGAGUUCAAAGACUUGGUUGUGAUUUCAAUCAACCAAUCAAAGGCCAAUGCCACAGAAAUUGGGUCAGAGAUUUCAGAGCUAAUGAAAAGGAGAAGUGAGAAAUGGGGGCAAUAUUCAUUGAAUUGUUUGAAGAGCUGUUUAGAGCUUUAUUCUGAGGCUGUUUCUGAUUUGGAAAAAGCUUUGAAAGGUUUGAAAAUGGAGGAUUAUGAGACAGCAAAAACAGGGGUGAGUGCAGCCAUGGAUGCACCAGUGAGUUGUGAAGAUGGGUAUAAGGAAAAAGAUGGUGAAGUUUCUCCUCUGUCAGAGAUCAAUGAUGGGUUCUUUCAGUUGGUUGCAAUUUCUCUUGCUUUUAUCAAUAUGUGUUAAGUGUCAAGUGAUGGAUGAUGAUGCCCUAUAGUUUUUAAUGGUUUCGAGUUGGGGCUAUGAAGAGAAAUUUGCUGUGUUUAGAAAGGGUUUUUAGCAAUAAUAUGUACUUUUUGUGUCUUUUGGUAUAUGGUAUUGUGUUUUGGGAGUGUUAAUUAAUGUUUCUGUUGUAGAACAAUGUACUACAUCGUUUCAAAUGUAGACAAUUGUUUAUGUCGAAAAGUUUUCAUAGUACUAUUGUAAUAUUGCCUCUA
This is a messenger RNA of Cucumis sativus (cucumber), 990 nucleotides long. RefSeq names its product putative invertase inhibitor. Gene Ontology annotation, molecular function: enzyme inhibitor activity. The record is from RefSeq and is a predicted model, not a curated record. NCBI's taxonomy places the organism in Eukaryota, Viridiplantae, Streptophyta, Magnoliopsida, Cucurbitales, Cucurbitaceae. Bases 194 to 739 code for a protein of 181 amino acids. Gene Ontology annotation, biological process: negative regulation of catalytic activity. The transcript has a single exon.